Messenger RNA from Prorocentrum cordatum, 4155 nucleotides. NCBI's taxonomy places the organism in Eukaryota, Dinophyceae, Prorocentrales, Prorocentraceae. The record is from the annotation of a GenBank genome assembly.
AUGUGCCUCGCGGCGACCAUCGGCGAGUCGGCUGGCCUCAACCUUGCCAGCUUCGCCAGGGCCGCGGGGGAGACCGACGCCAAGGAGGUGCGCGUCGCGGUCGCCGAGGACGGCGCCAAGAUCAACUUCGUGGAGAUCUGGGGUGGCAAGGCCGCGGCAUCGCGCGACGCCGCCCGUCGAGGUUUUCGUGUCGGCCAGCCCUGGGACAUCGAGUACGGCGACGAUCUCAUGAAGCCGAAGGUCCAGCAGCAGCUGAUCGACUUCGUGGAUCACGAGAAGCCAGACUGCCUGGUGCUCGAGCCGACCUGCAGGAUUUGGAAUCACAUGCAGAACCUCGUGUUCAAGGGAGACAAGCAGCGCCUGCGGCGGGCGCGGCUGAAGAAGCUACCGACGCUGAAGUUAGUCGAGAAGCUCUUCGGGAUGCAGUACGAGGGCGGACGCAUGGCUGUCCUGGAGCACCCGUGGCUGGGGCAGUCUUGGAACGAGGGCCCGUGGAAGAGGCUCAGACAACUGCCAGGCGCGGUCGAGUUCCAGACUGACAUGUGCGCGCACGGCCUCACCUGCCCUCAGACCAGGAAGGCAGUCAAGAAGCCUACGAGGAUAUUGGCGACUCACGCACCUUUCGAGAAGCACUGCGGCUUGCGGUGCACAGAGGACCACGACCACGCGGAGCUGAAGGGCUAUGGCAGCAAGGGCAUCUCCUGGAGCCAGGUCUACACCAAGGACUUCAGUCGGCGCAUCGUCGACGCGUUCGAGGAGGUGCACAACAAGAGCUACCAGGCCAUGGCGGCGGACGUCGACGACGAGGACGACGAGGCACCCGAGGAGGAGCCCAUGGGCUCCAGAGCGAUCUCGUUCGGGGAGAAGGCUGGCAUUCUGCCGCUGGAGGUUCGAUCUCACCUUCGACGCCUUCACCAGAACCUCGGGCAUCCCUCGAACGACGACCUGGCCAGGAACCUGAGGCUCAACGGCGCGGACGAUGCUCUCGUCCGCGGCGCCAAGCACCUGCGCUGUGCUACGUGCAACAGGACCAAGCCUGCUGCGGGAUCUCAUCGAGUAUCUCGCCUGUCGCCCGUCGGCGGCUUCAAUGACGAGCUGGGCGUCGACGGCCUCUACCUUCGGAACGCGCACGGGAAGCCCUACCUGUUCCUGUCGCUCGUCGAGGCCUCCACGACGUACCACGUCGCACGCUACCUGAAGAACAGGAAGCCAGCCACCGUGGCUAAGGUCUUCCGAGAGCUGUGGCCUGCUGGACCGCCUAGCGUGGUCAGGCUAGACCCAGACGGCAUGUUCUACACCGAGUUUCAGGAGGCUAUGGACAUGAUGGGGAUCCGCGUCAAGGCCGUGGCGGGCCAGGCGCAGUGGCAGAACGGCCGCACUGAGCGGCGUGGCGGCUGGCUCAAGCUCAUGGUCAACCGCGUCGUCGAACACAAGUCAGUCACGAGCCGCGGUGACCUUGAGACCGCCGUCUGGGAAACCUGCCAGGCCAAGAACGACAUGCGUCGGAUCUGCGGCUUUUCACCGUCGCAAUGGGUGUACGGAUGCUCGCCUACCAUGUCUGCCGACCUGAUCGAUCGGCCCGGCCAGAUUGCAGAGCACAGCAUGCAUCACGUGUCCACGGAGCUCGCCAGGAGGAUGGCUAUCCGCACGGCUGCGCGGACGGCCUUCGUGGAGCUGCAGAAUAGUCAAGCGCUCCGUCGAGCACUCUUGCGGAAGCCGAGGGUCGCCCGCAUCAACUACCAGAACGGUGACCUGGCGUUCUACUGGCGGCUGCGCAAGGGGACGAAGCUCCACGAGUGGCGAGGCCCAGCCGUCGUCAUCGGCCCAGCGGGAGCGUCCAACUUUUGGCUCUCGCAUGGUGCUGGGGCCGUUCAUGUUUCUCACGAGCAGCUCCGACCCGCUGAGGAUGAGGGGAUCUGGUGGCCCGGUCAGGGCGACGAUCCCAACAUCGAGGAGCUGAACGAACUCAUCCGCAAGGUCGAGAAGGAGGACCAGCCAGAGUACGAAGACGACCGAGGGCGGGGACCACGUGAAGCAGAAGAGAAGGCCCAACCUCUACAGCGGAGAGAAGGCCAGGACCUCGGGGACACCCUCGAGGAGCGAGCGAGAGAGUUGGAGCUGGAGAUCGAGGAGAUCGAGAGGGACAAGCGCCCGGCUGACGCUGCCGAGCGCCCGGAGGACGAGCCGCCCCGCAAGCGGCAAGAGGAGGAGUUCAAGAAGCGCCGGGCGGCUUUACAAGCCCGGCAGGGCCAGGUGUUCCGUCCGUUCCAUGUCGGACCGCUUCAGCACCCAGGCGAUCAUCCGGAACAACCCGUUCACUUCGCCAAUUUCAGUUUCAGCCUGAUCGCGAAGCGGAGCUGGAACGCGACUAGGCUGCAACGUCGAGCGCUGGAAAAGGAGAUGCCAUGGAACAUGAUUCCAGCCAGCGGCCGCCCCCUCUAUCGCGAGGCGGCCGAGUUGCAGUGGAAGCAGUGGGAGAACUACGACGCCGUCGAACCGCUCUCAGUCGAGGAAAGUCAGAAGGUAGGUGAGCGAGUCCACCAGAGCCGCAUCUUGACGUCGAGGUUCCUCUACCGGAACAAGAACGCUGGAGUCAAGGACGCGCCGCCCAAGCCGAAGGCUCGGCUGUGCUGUGGUGGCCACAACGACCCGGACCUCACGAUGGGGCUCAGGACCGACGCACCGACCGUGUCGAGGCAUUCGGUGCUCACCUUCCUGGCAGUGGCGGCAGCGUACGAUUUCGAUAUCGUGGCCGGCGACAUCGAGUGUGCCUUCAUGCAGGGCGAGGAGCACGGGCGUGCCGAGGAGCUCUACAUGUCUCAGCCCACGGAGGGCCUGCCGAACAUGGACCCUCGGUGCCUCCUGAAGGUCAAGAAGGGCAUCUUCGGGCUUGCGGAUGCGCCGCGGCUGUGGUGGCGACGUCUGCGUCGGGGCCUGGUAGAGGCGGACUUGAAGGACGAGGAUGGCAAGCCCGUCCUCAUGAUGCAGUCCCGUCUCGACCCGACGGUGUUCCGCGGCUUCAACGCGGACGGCAGGCUGUGUAUCUUGGUCUGCGUACAUGCUGACGAUCUCCUCGUAGCCACGAGGUCGCAGGCCCUACGUCAGGGAGUUCGAGGUCUCUUCAACUUCGGCGAGUGGCGUCACGUGCCUGUGGUGUUCUGCGGGAAGCUGCUGCAGGCGGACCCAGGAGGAGGUUUCCUGCUGGACCAGUCGACCUUCAUCGAGGGCAGGCUCGAGCUGAUCGAGAUCGACAAGGCCCGGAAGCGUGAUCCGAGCCUGGAGUGUAAUGCCCGCGAGAUCGCGGACAAUCGCAGUGCAGUCGGCAGUUUGGGAUGGCCAGCUCGAGAGACGAGACCCGACCUGUCGCGUACGGUAUCUAUGGCCCAGCGCAAGCAGAAUGCCCACUGCAUCCAAGACCUGCUGGACGUCAACAAGGCCAUCGGAGUGCUGCAGAGCUCGGCCAGCGAGAAGUUUCACAUCCCCAAGCUGGACGUGGAGUCCCCGUGGUGCCUGAUAAUCUACCACGACGCUGCAUGGGGAAACGCACUCACCGAGGAUGAGGCCCUACGUCGGAUCGCUCAAGGAGAGAAGGUCCACUCGCAGGCGGGGUACCUGGUCUACCUGUGCGAGCGUGCAGUUGCUGAAGGACGCCCGGGAAAGGCGAUCCUGGUGGAUUGGAGAAGCCACACGCUGCCGCGCGUGGCUAGGAGUACCUUCGCUGCCGAGACUCAGAGUUGUACCGAAGCGUUUGAUUCAGCAGAGUUUGUGCGCGCUGCGAUACUCGAGAUGAUGUAUGCCGGCCUAGACGUGACCAGCCGUGAGAUGCUAGCCAGCAUUCGUAUGCUCCCGAUCACGUGUGUGACGGAUUGCAAGUCGCUGUAUAACACCCUCCAGCGGGACGCCGGUAAGCUCCCGCAGGAGAAGCGCCUGAUCAUGGAUCUGGCUUGGCUGCGUGAGGCCAUGCAGCUGGAGGCUGCCGUGGACCCCCGCGAGAGUAUGAACGUGGCAGAUGCGCCGAUGCGGUGGGUCCCCACAGCUUACAUGUUGGCCGAUGUUCUCACCAAGACGAUGGAUUUGACAGGUCAGUUCUGUCGCUUGGUCUUGGGUUCGCUGCACAUCCCGAGGAAUUUGCCAGGCCCGGACGAGGGCCAGUGA